AUGGCUUUCUCCUGGGCUUUUAAAGUAUCUCAUCAAAUUCGCAUCUUAAUGUGCACACAUACUGGUUAUGUUGCAAAGAGAGCAAGCUCGUAUUUUCCAGUCAAUGACUCGCUUUACAACCUCACCCAGGAACAGAAACAGCUUCGUGAGACUGUGUUCCAGUUUGCCCAGAAGGAACUCGCUCCAAAAGCUGCUGAAAUAGACAAGACCAAUGAGUUUAAAGAUAUGCGACAAUUCUGGCAGCAGUGUGGGCAGUUGGGUCUCCAUGGAGCAACAGCACCAAGCAAGUAUGGUGGCUCGGAGAUGGGGUACCUUGAACAGUGUAUUAUCAUGGAGGAGCUGUCACGAGCAAGUGCCUCUGUUGCCUUGAGUUAUGGUGCCCAUUCAAAUCUUUGCCUUAACCAGAUUGUCAGGAAUGGAACAGAUGCACAGAAGGAGAAAUACUUACCAGAGCUGAUAUCUGGAGAGAAAGUAGGAGCUUUGGCUAUGAGCGAGGCAAAUGCUGGCUCUGAUGUUGUAUCUAUGAAGCUUUCAGCAACAAAGGAAGGUGACUACUAUGUUUUAAAUGGAACCAAAUUCUGGAUCACAAAUGCGCCAGAUGCAGACGUGCUCGUUGUUUAUGCCAAGAGUGACACAAGCAGCACCAAACCUCAGCAUGGAAUCACUGCUUUUAUUGUUGAAAAGGGGAUGCCAGGAUUCUCAGCAGGUCCAAAACUGGAUAAACUUGGUAUGCGAGGAUCAAAUACUGGAGAGCUUAUAUUUGAAAACUGCAAAGUGCCAGUGACAAAUAUUUUGGGUGAUGUUGGCAAAGGAGUAUAUGUACUGUUCAGUGGAUUGGACAUUGAAAGAUGCAUUCUAUCUGCAGGACCUAUUGGAAUCAUGCAAGCAUGCUGCGAUGUUGCUUUUGAUUAUGCAAAUAUCAGGGAGUGUUUUGGCGAAAAGAUUGCACAAUUCCAGUUAAUACAAGGCAAGAUGGCUGACAUGUAUACAGUCCUGAAUGCAAGCAGGUCAUAUGUGUACAAUGUUGCACGAUCUCUGGACAGAGGGGAGAGACAUGCAAAUGAUUGUGCUGCCGCAAUUCUUUACACAGCAGAAGCAGCAACCAAAAUGGCACUGGAUGCCAUUCAGAUAUUAGGUGGAAAUGGUUACAUUAAUGAUUACCCAACUGGCCGUUUCUUACGAGAUGCCAAAUUGUAUGAAAUUGGAGCUGGAACAAGUGAAGUUCGGAGAAUUGUGAUUGCCAGAGCUAUUAAUUCUUAUUACAGAUAG
This is a messenger RNA of Candidula unifasciata, 1269 nucleotides long. The record is from the annotation of a GenBank genome assembly. Lineage: Eukaryota; Metazoa; Mollusca; Gastropoda; Stylommatophora; Geomitridae.